Zea mays is the source of this 1133-nucleotide messenger RNA. RefSeq lists its product as uncharacterized. Lineage: Eukaryota; Viridiplantae; Streptophyta; Magnoliopsida; Poales; Poaceae. Bases 84 to 1133 code for a protein of 349 amino acids. The record is from RefSeq and is a predicted model, not a curated record. Gene Ontology annotation, molecular function: RNA polymerase II C-terminal domain phosphoserine binding. Gene Ontology annotation, cellular component: Cdc73/Paf1 complex. The transcript has 3 exons.
UAGAAAAGCUGCAGCUUCUCAACGAUUCUGAGGAAAGAACCCGCAGGAUUAAUGAAGUUCUGGAAGUGCAUGUUGACUCACAUAUGGAUCCUAAUUAUGAGUCUGCUGAAGAAACAGAUGAGAAAAGAACUGUUGGAAAGUCGGUAGAUCGGACAAGACCAGAUACAACCAUAUCACGACGAAUAUCAAGAUAUCUUAGCACUAUGCAGAACCAUCCCCAAAAAGUUUCUGAUUGUAGCCACCAUCCAAAAAAUUUGUCAACAAAAAGUACAAUAUGUGGAUCAGGAGCAAGAAGUUUGGAGAACAGCACAGCAAACAGAACUAUGUAUGAAGCUGGAUCACUUUCAUCUUCUGGAGUAACAAUGUCAAAUGACACGGAGCCGGAGAAAGUCUGGCACUACAAGGAUCCUUCUGGGAAUGUUCAGGGUCCAUUUACUCUUUUGCAACUAUCAAAGUGGAGAAGUUACUUCCCACGUGAUCUGAGAGUAUGGCUUACAUUUGAGAGUGAGGAGAGAUCUUUGCUGUUGACUGAAGUGCUUUCAAAACAGCAGAAAGAUUUCACUCAGGCUGCAUCACAUACAAGCAGCAAGGCAACGCUGGUUGGCACUGGACAUACAAGGAACAACCCUAGUGUGGAUCAGACCAAUGCUUUCUCCCCUGCUGGUCAUAGUGUGGUUAGUUUUUCAGGAAUAACUGUUCAGUAUAAUAAGUUGGGCAGUCGCUUGCAGACGACCAGGUCUCGCGCGGCGAGUAGCUUCCGGGCGAUCUCGAGCCACCGGGCCGGCUCGGCUCGGCGCGGCUGCGGCCGCCGCCCCCGCCGGAGAAAUCCAUGUGUGGUGGAGAUCUCCAUGGUGGUGGGCUCCACCUGCGCCGCGCCAGCGACGGCAGCGGCGGCGGGAACGCCCUGGGCGGGGCCGUGUGCGGGGCCACCUCCUCCUCCCCCGCGCUCGUCGUCGCCGCAGCCCAGGCACGAGAGUCCCUGCUCGACGGACUGCUGGCACGGGAGGAGCUGCUGCUCGGUGGUCUCCAACACUGUCAGUGCCAUGUCCGUGGACGGCAGCAAGAGCGAGCAGCAGGCCUAUAUGAUUGUUGGCUAUGCCCAGCUUUUCUAUAAUGGAGAAACCCUCGCCUGA